Molecule: messenger RNA, 4490 nt
Organism: Paramisgurnus dabryanus
Lineage: Eukaryota; Metazoa; Chordata; Actinopteri; Cypriniformes; Cobitidae
Source: RefSeq, a predicted model, not a curated record
AUAUAUAUAUAUAUUUUUCUCUUUAAAACCAUAUUCUAAAGUCAUAUUGUUUGACCUUGCAAUGCUUUUGAAUGGUAGACUUUGAAAAUAGUUUUUUUUCUUUCUGUGAACUUACAAAACUUUACAAUUAAACAAAAGUAUACAAUUUUAAAACAGUCAACAAGCCAGAGUUAAUCAUAAAUAAAUUAACAAACGAAAGAAAGAAAGAAAGAAAGAAAGAAAGAAAGAAAGAAAGAAAGAAAGAAAGAAAGAAAGAAAGAAAGAAAAUGGUGUCUUUUAAUUAGCAAUGUCAUAUUUGCUUGUAAUCUCUAUCAGAUGUUUUACUGUUACAGUUCUUUAUCUUAAGUACAAUAAUCUUAAACUCAUUUCUAAAAUGAGAGAAAUUUGGUUUGGAGUCAGACCAUUUUACUUUAUGAAUAUGAAAUUUCCCCAGUAAGUACUGGACUAAAUAAAUCAACAAUCACGACAGGCGGAUGAUGUCACAGUACCGCGAGAUGUUAGACUUUGAGAUUUCUUGACUCGCUCUCGCGGUACUUUUACGUCAUCCGUCAGUCGGUGAUUGCAGCGCCGCAUGAAGUUGAACAAGCCGUUUGAUUCGUAAAGCGCUGCACAACCUGUUCGGAAUUCCAUCAAAGUCCCGCGAGAGCCAAUCAAAAGCCCUUUUAACAUAACACUUUCAAAACAUUUCGCUCUCGCGAUACUUUGUUAUCAUUCUUCUGCGCAGCGGCAUAUAAAGCGGAACACACGCCUACCAAAGGAACCGGAAGUUACGUAGCGACCAGCCACCUAUAUUUAAACACGCGUUACGGCGGUAAAAUUCAAACCGCUGUUCAUAGUUUGACUAUUGCACAACGCGAAGAGUUUGUCUUUUGGAGUGCUUUUGGAGUGAGUCUAUCGACUUUUGGAGGACCGUUACAUUGAGUGUGGUUCUUAAUUGGUGUUGGCGUGUAUUCUAGUACAUCAGGUGUGAUACUUCAUUGGUGUUGGAUUAUUUUCUAGUACAUCAGGAAAUAAUGUAUCAUAUUGUGAGCUUUGUGGAAACCCAAGAAGUUGAGGUUGUGCCUGCAAUCUGGGUAAAAAACAAAGUGUGUCUAUGGCCUCCAUACAAGGGUGAAGGCGUACAGAGGGCCACCAGGAAUUUGGAGCAGCCGCAGGACUCUUGGGUGGCUUAUAAAGUUCGAGUUCUGUAUACUGCAAACAAUUACAGUGAGGCUCGUCGGAAGCUGCCUCUUGCAGAGGAACAAACUGAUCUGCAGUCAGAGGCAGAGACUGACCCCCUGAGAGCGCCAAAACGGAAAAUGAGAAGAAACCGGCGUCUAUUGGAUGACUAUGAUACAGACGAGGAGGCCAUUGCACCAAAAAAUAAUUUGCCGCAAGCACCAUUCAUCCAACCACCAUCAAAAAGGGCAUGCUCCACUUCAGAUGAGGUUCAACGCAGAACCCAAAGACCCCCGUCUGUGACACAGGUUCCAGGAACCUCAAGGCAGUUGAUGAUGGAAAGAAGUCCUCCCUCUGAAUGGGAGAACUUUGAUAGUGCUUUGGGAAAGUCAUUACGGCAAGCCAUUGACAUUCCUGCACCAUCACCAGCUCGGACUCUUUACCAGUCUGCCCAUCAGUUGCGCCCAGAAGCUGAAAAUUUAAGUCAAUUGUCAUGGCAAAGAGGAUCGAUGCUACAAUCUCCUGAGGACCCAACACAACCUCUGUGGCAUCAUGAAACCCCUAGAAGAAGCUAUUCAAUGGAUGAUCCAUUCCAAAAAUCCCUUCUUCAUGAUGUGUUAACCAAGCUUGAAGUAGUUAUGGAGCAGCAGAGAAACAUUGUAAGGAUGAUUCAAGACCUUAAAUCCAACAAUGUAAGGGAGAUCACAGAGGAAAACGACCUAAGUCCCACUCUCUUUCCAGUGGCAGAUUGAAGGUCCCUAACUGGCCUUGAAAGUACUCUUCGGUCCAGUCCUGAAACAAGACGAAAAGUGGUGAUUGAACUUGGAUUGCUUGGUGGGGUGGACGUCAAGGACACAAUUUGGCGUAUAAUGAAGCAGACCAUAAAAAAUGACUUGGCAAAAACGAUGGAAAAACACCAUUCCAAGGACUUGAACUGAAGAAUGUUGUGAUUGAGGAUGUGAGACGAAACCCUUCAUGCUCCCAGACAACAGAGCUUGAAGUGGAAAUGGUUAUAAGGCGGUGGUCUUAUCUGGCUGGUGAUCGUGAGGGUGGCAGGAAAAACAGAACACCCUUACAAAGACUUUAAUCGAACUAUUGCCUUGCCCAUUUUUUGUUUGCCUAAUUGUUUCUUUUUAUCAAGCAAUUAUUUUUUUAGUUAUUUACUUUUUUUGCAUUUUUUUUCUCUUACAACCAUUUUAUUCAAUUUUGCAAAACAUUUACUUUUUUUUUUAAUUGCACUAUUGGUUGGUUUGAAUAUUUGCUUUUUUUAUUACUUAGUUUUGUGAGGCUUUCUUAAUUUGUGAAUGUUUAUUCAUUUACUUUAUUUGCACAUAGAUUUUUAUUUGUAUUUUGUUUUUCUCUUACAACCAGCAACAAUUUUGCACAACACUUACUUUGUUUUAAAUUGCACACUUGGUUGGUUUAAAUUGUGUUUAUUUUUAUUGUGACUUUGUUGGUUUAUGUUUAUUCAUUUACUUUAUUUGCACAGAUUUUGUGUAUUGUUUUUCUCUUACAACCAGCCAGGCACGUGCACACAUAGACAUCAAAGGGGGCUUGAGCACCUGCCCUUUUUAUUCCUGGAGAGAAAGUGCCCUUUUUUUCUGGGGUGCUUUUAAAAAAAAUACUAAUAAUAUGAUCUUUAUACGUAUAACAACUGAUGUCUGUCUGUUUCUUGUGUUUUUUACUUGUUGCUUAUUUAAUUUAACAUGAGAUUUAAACUCUUAUAUAAAGAAAAAUAGCGCUAUUUGUGGCACACAAACGGUUAACAGAUGAGUCCCGCCUCCAAAAUUCACAUCGCUAAUAUGAUUGGCUGUACCUUUCCUUAGUCCCGCCUCUCUAACUUACUUCGCUUUAUAAUUGGUUUGUCAACACUCGUGGUGCAUCAUUCGCGCUUCAAGCGCCAAAGCUCAGCCCGACCGAGACUCGAUCAUGUGCAUGAUUAUGCAGGCAGGCUACCGGUAAGUGUUUGAGGAUGAAAGCAUUCUUAUAUUAACAGUUUUAUGCACAAAAUAUGGGACACGUUGUUACACAUAACGAAUCAGGGACAUUGUUUUCCAUGGCAAUCCCAUAUUAACCUGAAGAGUUGCAAACUUGUAACAGUGUAGUGUAUGUAGUUUAAACGGACUGCUCAUAAAAUAAUAAAGCACAAACAAUAAAAUAAUUGCUAACUGCAGUAGUAAGCUUUUUUGUUUGCGUUUUUUGUAAUGGCUGUUAAAUAAGUAUAAUGUGUUAUACUGGAGUGCUGGAGUAGAUUGGGAAGAAAUCUGAUGGUUCAGUAUUUUACUUGCCCAGUCUGAAUUUUCACUGACAUCACAAAAAAGUAAAAUAUAAAAUACAAAUAAAAUAGGCCUAAUCUAUAUUUGUUGUUUCUGACAUGUGUAACCCUAAUAAAUAUGAAACCUAAGAUUAAAAGUGCCAUAGGAUGUGUUGUCAUAAUAUGUUAAAUUGUUCUUUGACAAUUACAUAGAAUGUAUGUUGCUUUAUUAAGUGCAAAAAUUAUCCAGAAACGUUUUUACAUGUCUAUUUACAACCCUAGAAUUUGACAUUUUAAUUAAAUGGUCUAUUUUUUCCCUAUUUGAAAGGUUCAUGAAUAAUAAUGUUGAGCUCUGCUCUGAUUGCUCUGCUCUGAGGCUCAUGCCAGAAGCUCACAUUAGUAAACAGACCUUAUAUUUUGAGCCCUUAUCAGACAAAAAUACAUUUUGAGUAACAACUAACAACUAAUCAGCUAAACGCUAGCAUAUGAUAUAGCAUUUAUUGGCAUGUAGCGCUAACUCAGCAAUCACAACUAUGUUUUUAGCAUUUUAACAAAUUUGUAAUUAAUGUUAUUGUAAUGUAAUUUAAUGUUUUCAAAACAUGCACAUUGUGAAAUGGCUUCUUUUGCUGCUCUAUAAACCUAGACUACUAAGGAGACCAUGGUGUCUGUGUGAACUGAUUAUUUUGUAGACAUCUUUUGAAAAUUAAACAAUUGGGUGAGUUUGAGGAAGAUAAAAUUAAUUAACCUUUUUAAUUUAUAUUUUUUUUAAAAGGAAGUCAGAAUUGCAUUCAUAUAUAUACUUUUUGUUUAAAAAAAAAAAAAAGAAGAGAAGUGCCCUUUUUUUCACUUGAGCCCCUGCCCCUCAAAAUGUCUGUGCACGUCCCUGCAACCAGCAACAAUUUUGCACAACACUUACUUUGUUUUAAAUUGCACACUUGGUUGGUUUAAAUUGUCUUUAUUUUUAUUGUGACUUUGUUGGUUUACGUUUAUUCAUUUACUUUAUUUGCACAGAUUUUGUAUUUUGUUUUUCUCUUACAACCAGCAACAAUUUUGCACAACACUUACUUUGGUUUAAAUU